AUGCAUAUCGAGGAUCUGAGUGUUUUGACAUCGGAUUGGACGAAGACGAUACGCUUCGUAAAAGCUGCACGUGCUGGAAUACAAUUACUAGAGAUUAAUCAAGCGCUUAAUGGAGAAGUCUUGGCAUUGCGAGAGCAUGUGGCGGUACUAGAGAGUGAACAGCCAAAGCUCCGAUCUCAAUUAAGAGCUUGUGAGCAGGAACUGGUAAGCGUGACGGAAAAUCGCAAGAAUUUACUAUUGGAGACCAACACUCUUCACAAUAAGCUCAUGGCCAAGUCAGCACUGGUGACGGAUUUACUGGAGAAACAAGACCUUUUGAACCAGCAAGUGCAGGAGGCCGAAGCUGCCAAGACGUCGGCGGAGAAUCAAGUUGCAGUAUUGCAGGAAGAGAUAAGACGACAAAGAGUAGAAGCUGCAAAGAUGAGGACUACAGAGCAAGAUUGUGCUGUUGUAAACCCAGCAGCUACGUACGACUCGAAUCAAGCGAGCGUUUUUACGCUCGCGGACUUUGAAAAGCUACAGCACCGUCUCUUGACCAUAUCGUCAGAGAACGAAGCACAUGUGCUGGAAGUCAAAAGCUUACGAAAAGAGGUUGACGCGCUGCGUCUCAAAGUAGCGAAGCUGCCAGAGUGCGUGACCUACAUUGAUCAACUCGAGAAACGAAACGAAAAGUUGCAAAACACUAAUGCGGCUUUAUGCGAAGAGCGGAUGGAAGAGCAAGCUGUGUUGGACAGUCUACGUUCGAUAAAUCUGGUAUACAAAAAGAUCGCCGAGUCGUGUCCUAUUGUGGCGAAUUGCACGUGUUCGCAGCAGUCAGAGGAGUCUGAUUUGCAUGCGUCGGGUAUGACAGUGCAUGACGUACUCGUAGAGGCUAACAUGAAGCUUGAGUUCGAGUUGCGCGAACUUCGAGCGGCCAUGGACUUGCCGCGUCUACUAUCGAAGAACGCGGAAGAAGAGGUGCUGGGACAGGCGCUAAAACAAUUGAGUAGUGACAGUAGGAAUGGCUGUGCAAAACUGAAUUCGUUUGGCAAGAGUGGGGAGUUAAUAGAGACAGCGAACGAACGACUGAGUCGCAAGUUGCAGAUCAUCAGAGAAAAGUAUGCUCUGUCGAAGGAAAUGCUACACCAUACAAAGGUACAGUGGUGUGCUGCAGUCGCCUCACAGAAGGCGUUGGAGGUAUGCAACGAGUCUGCUCAGGAAAAAAUUCGUCAUUUGACCCAGCAAUUGGACAAAUGUGUUGCAGCUCUUAGUAACAAGGAUGCGAAUGGUAAAGUGAAACAUAUGAGGACCAUUGUGGAUGGCGGUGAGAGUAGUGAUUGGAUGGAGGAAACGGCACCAUACCCUGCACCACCCGGUGAUUUAAAUUCACCGCUGAUCCGGUGUUUGCUGGAUCAUUGGAGCACUGACAAGUCUAAGAUCAUGUCACUCACAGACUGGCUGCACAAUUCAAUCCGUGGCACGGGUCGAGCCAAGCCUUUGCGACUAGCAAACUUGACGAGCGAGAUUGCAGCAGGUUUUACGCAGCUCUUGAUCCCCGUCAUGCGAGAACGACACGGCGUUUCCGUGAGCAUCUACCGCCGUGAUAGCGUGCACGUCUUGUCGGACUUGGUGCUUCAGACAAACCAUCCCAGCGUGACGUCGGAAUCUUACUCUACAGCUGCAUUCAAGGACAAUGUUAUGCCGACGCAUUUUGAGGACCUGGAAGAAAGAAGUGAGUCCGAGCUGGACUCUGCUUCAUGCCGUACUCGAGGUAGCUCUAGCGACAGCAUUAUGCUGAAGGACGAGGCGCAGUUUUUGUACGGAUGA
Molecule: messenger RNA, 1806 nt
Organism: Peronospora belbahrii
Lineage: Eukaryota; Oomycota; Peronosporomycetes; Peronosporales; Peronosporaceae
Source: the annotation of a GenBank genome assembly